AUGGACAAGGAGAAAUCUCCUUUUCCGGAAAAGGAUGACGAGGAGAAUGUGGAAUGUGGCCACUGUGGAAUGGUGUUCUUUGACAAUACAAUGUACCUCCUCCAUCAAAGUCUUCACUCUGAAGGUGAUCCGUUCAAAUCUGCAUUAUGCGGAACUCAAUGCGAAGAGAAAUACAUGUUCACAAACCCAUGUCAUCUUUGCGCAUCAUAG
This is a messenger RNA of Caenorhabditis remanei, 210 nucleotides long. RefSeq lists its product as uncharacterized. The transcript is spliced from 2 exons. NCBI's taxonomy places the organism in Eukaryota, Metazoa, Nematoda, Chromadorea, Rhabditida, Rhabditidae. The record is from RefSeq and is a predicted model, not a curated record. Bases 1 to 210 code for a protein of 69 amino acids.